AUGAUUUCAUCAUCAACAUCAAUUUCAAAUAAUACCAAUAAUAGAAGCGAAAAUAAUAGCGGAGAAAUUCUUUCAUUAGCUUUAUUAAAUCAAUACGAAAAACAAAAAGAUAAAGAGGAUGCAUUAAUAGUGUUAAAUCCAAUAACAUCACCAUUUAAGGUUUUUAAUAAUGUUCCAAAUCAACAUAGUUCAUAUGGAACUGCAAAUUCGAUUGCAAUCGGUUCAAAAUUUUAUAUUAUUUCAGCGGCACCAAUUUUUGAUUCAUAUAGUGGCGAUUUUAAAAAAGAGAUUACAAUGUCCAUUGGGUCUUCAAAUGAACAAUUAAAGAUUAUAAAGUUGUUUGUUGUAGAAUCAAUAAAUAUAGCAAUAACAUAUUCAAUACAUAAUUUACCAUUCAUUACAAAUUUUAUAAACGAAAUUGGUAGGGUCAGAGUAAAGCAAUUAAGUAAUACUAGUCUCUAUAGCGAAAUUUAUAAAGAGGGUCAAAGGGUCAGAAAAAAUGGUAUGGGAUCAGGGUUUACUAGCGGCAUAAUCAUAAAGAAUCUAUCUCAUUUAAUUUUAUUAAAUCCAGAGUUUGCCAAAGGUGGUGAUGGUGGUUCAUUGGUGGUUAAUGACGAUUCUUUAGUAAUAGGUGUUGUUUUAUCAGGAAAUCAAAAUCAUGUAAUUGCAGCAAAAAUUGAUAUUUUUAAUUCUUUAUUUGAAAAUAAAUAG
Messenger RNA from Dictyostelium purpureum, 711 nucleotides. RefSeq lists its product as uncharacterized. The record is from RefSeq and is a predicted model, not a curated record. The transcript is spliced from 2 exons. NCBI's taxonomy places the organism in Eukaryota, Evosea, Eumycetozoa, Dictyosteliales, Dictyosteliaceae. The coding region runs from base 1 to 711 and encodes 236 amino acids.